GCUCGUAGUACAUAAGAAAUGUUGAUGAUGGAAAUUUCAACAAACGGCCCUCCGCAUUUACUUUUUGCUUUAUUUUCAAUCUAAACCUCCUGUCGACAGUGACGCUUCACUCCGCAUCAUAUCCAUCAAUCCUGGAUAUUAUCUCACAUUGUUUCUCACGAAAUACUUCCGGACUUUACAAACCUCCAAGUAUUUCAAACUCACUGAUUACAGCUCUGCUGCCUUCUCAGCUCUCCAGCCCGCAAAGCGCCACGCCGAACACCCGUCAACCCACGCCGCACUCUUUAGGCACUGAUUCGUCGGGACUGUUUCUUCGCAGGACAAGGGGCCGUUUCCAUCCUUGUGCGGUUCUCUACCUACGAAAUUAGGGAGGGCAACAAUAUUGCUUCUUCGUACCCCCCACUUCCCAUUGAUCAUAACCUGAAUUCUGGUGCUCCUGGUAGACGGAGUGCCUACAACCACAUCACGGAGCCCAGGCCGCCAAUAAUUCUCCGAAUCCUGUAAGGGAGGAAGCGAAAUCAAAUCACCAUGUCUCAAAAUCAAGGAAUUGCUGCGUCUGUCCAGGCCAGGGCGCAAGAGGUCGCCAAGGAGGACUUCCAGCAAGCCAAGGAUCUUGUCAACGAUGCCACCAAGAGUGGCGCGUACCUCUACCCCAUCAAGGGUAUCUUUUACUUCCUAACCCACCGCUCGCUCUGGAAGCCUUUGCUGUCCCGCAUUGGACCAACUCUAGCCCUCUCCGUGGGUGUCACGGUGCCCAUGUUCAUCUUCACCUACGUGCCGCAGCUCACGGUGCUGGUGUUUGUGAACGGACCCGUCGCCGUCUUCACCACGGUUCUGUUGAUCCUCAGCGAGUCGUCUACCAUCAUUUCGGUCAUCUCACGCAACUUCCUGCUGCAGGAGGCAUUGCUUGACACCUUUGAUGGUACCCUGGUGGCAAAGGGCGCCACCAAUAUCGUGCAGGAAGGCCGGGAGCUCCAACCAGGUUUCGACCCCAUCGCCAAGCUCGGGAAAAUUGUCAAGUCUCCCUUUGAGCGCUUCAGCCCGAAGGCCCUGGUUCGGUACUUUAUGUACCUGCCUCUCAACUUCAUCCCUGUGGUCGGCACCAUAAUUUUCAUCCUCAUCCAGGGCCGUAACAGAGGACAGAGUAUCCAUGAUCGCUACUUUCAACUGAAGUCCUGGUCUGCUUCACGCAGGCGUGCUUGGCUGCACGCUCACACUGGAGCUUACUCGGCCUUUGGUGUGGUAGCCACUCUCCUGGAGAUCGUGCCCGUUGCUUCAAUGUUCUUCUCAUUCACAAACGCAGUUGGCGCUGCGUUGUGGGCUGCGGACCUGGAGGCCCAGGGAACCCAGGCGACGGAACCAUCGGACCAGCCUGCCUCGAGCAACAACAAAGAUGACUGAGCUCAUAGAUACCUACGGAACCAGCCCGGAUCUAUAAAUGGAUUCUAAAUAAGUUUUUCCGCUUUUUGCGCAUGGCUCUUCCAGCCUGAUUGCUUUUAGCAAUUAGUCAAUUGUUUCCCCGCGAGCAAACAGUCACAUUCGCAUGCUGCCGAGUUGGCCAGGAUGAUGCAGUCAACUUUGACUUGGGACCUGUUGUUUAUUUUAUUUUUCAUUAUUUUUUUUUCUCGGGCAAGGGAGGAUGCAGCUGAGAAGUCUCGAGUUUAUUGAUGACCAUACUUGCUGUCUGCGUUAUCAUUUCACCUUGGUGCGAUGCUUUUUAUUCUGAUUUAUGAUUUAUGAUCGAUCAUAUUUCCCCUCUCAGCUCGAGGCCAAUCACUCCUCAGCAUAAGUUUAUUGUUUGUUUGAUCACUCUAGAUAGAAACAAGGCCCGGUAUCUCGGUUACUUCGGUCAGUGCGUUCCGAACCCAAGUCUGCUUGCAUAACGCCCGGAAUGACCAGGACUGUGUAGCCAAUGGCGACAAACCCGGAUCCCCGGAUUCGUUCCUAUCUCUUAUCCAGACACGAUCUAUACAUCCUUGUCGGACGGCUCGAUUCUCUUGGCGACUCGAGGCACACCAAAAAUAUGUUGUAAUAAGUGCU
Pyricularia oryzae 70-15 is the source of this 2040-nucleotide messenger RNA. RefSeq lists its product as uncharacterized. The coding region runs from base 529 to 1401 and encodes 290 amino acids. Lineage: Eukaryota; Fungi; Ascomycota; Sordariomycetes; Magnaporthales; Pyriculariaceae. The record is from RefSeq and is a predicted model, not a curated record. The transcript is spliced from 6 exons. Gene Ontology annotation, cellular component: lipid droplet; ascospore wall; prospore membrane.